This is a messenger RNA of Argiope bruennichi, 690 nucleotides long. Its product is annotated as delta(9)-fatty-acid desaturase fat-7-like. Gene Ontology annotation, biological process: unsaturated fatty acid biosynthetic process. The coding region runs from base 1 to 690 and encodes 229 amino acids. Gene Ontology annotation, cellular component: endoplasmic reticulum membrane. Lineage: Eukaryota; Metazoa; Arthropoda; Arachnida; Araneae; Araneidae. Gene Ontology annotation, molecular function: stearoyl-CoA 9-desaturase activity; iron ion binding. The record is from RefSeq and is a predicted model, not a curated record. The transcript is spliced from 3 exons.
AUGCACAUGUUGCAAAGGGGAAGCAUUUUCACUUGGGCCCGGGAUCACAGAGUACAUCACAAAUAUGUAGACACCACUGCUGAUCCAUAUAACAUCAAUCGUGGUUUCUUUUUUGCUCACAUAGGAUGGCUAAUGUGCAGAAAGCAUCCUGAUGUAAUUGAAAGUGGAAAAAAGCUGCCUACGGAUGACUUAAAGGCCGAUCCAAUAGUUAGAUUUAAUAGAAAGUACUAUUUCCCAAUGUGGGCGCUUUUCUGUUUCAUUCUACCAACGAUCAUUCCUAUCUAUUUCUGGGAAGAAAAAUGGGUGGAUGCUUUCUUCGUUGCUGGUGUGCUGAAGUACUUCCUCCAACUUCACAGUACUUUCUGUAUUAACAGUGUCGCUCAUAAGUUUGGAUAUCGCCCUUUUGAUAAGAAAAUAGAAGCAAAGGAAUCUUUCUUCACUGAAGCAGUUCAACCAGGCGAAGGUUCCCACAACUAUCAUCACGUAUUUCCAAGAGACUACAGAACAAAAGAACACGCAUUUACAUUCAACUCUUCCAGAGUUUUCAUCGAGUUCAUGGCAGCAAUUGGACAAGCAUACGAUUUAAAAUGGACUUCGGAUGAAUUGAUUAAAGCAAGGAAAUUGAAAGCAGCCAAUGACAACAAAAUGAAAGAGGAUGAGGCAUUCUUAUGCAAAGAAUGGUCACAGUGA